This is a messenger RNA of Balaenoptera acutorostrata (minke whale), 1155 nucleotides long. RefSeq names its product serine protease 40-like. Gene Ontology annotation, molecular function: serine-type endopeptidase activity. The record is from RefSeq and is a predicted model, not a curated record. Gene Ontology annotation, biological process: proteolysis. The coding region runs from base 1 to 1155 and encodes 384 amino acids. Lineage: Eukaryota; Metazoa; Chordata; Mammalia; Artiodactyla; Balaenopteridae. The transcript is spliced from 6 exons.
AUGGCUCGGAGAGAAGUGCCAGGAGCAUGGUCAGGUCGCAGAUGUAGGAUUGACUACAUGGAGAUCAAGGGGGCUGGGGGCUCAGGUCCAGGCUGGCGGGGAGCCUGCACCCUGGCUGUCAUCCUGCUGUACCUACACUCACUCCUGCUGCACACUGAGGUGUCUGGGACCACCACAGCGGGACCGCCACAGCCAGCCGCAGCUGGACCACCACUGCGCACCGAAGAGGUGUGUGGGCGGCCUGCCGUAACUGGGAGGAUCUUCGGUGGCCGGGACGCACCUGAGAAGCGGUGGCCAUGGCAGGUCAGCCUGCUCUACAAUGGUCAGCACAUCUGUGCAGCCGCCCUCAUCAGUGCCUACCGGGUGGCCUCAGCUGCCCACUGCUUCCAACUGUCCCAUGAUCCAUCUGCCUACAAAGUCCUGCUAGGGUACUAUCGGCUAAAAACGCCUACCUCCCACAGUCGGCAGGCAUCAGUGUACCGAGUCAUCAUCAACACUGACUUUAACAAGUGCUACUACAUGGGGAGUGACAUCACCCUGUUGCAGUUGUAUCGGCCCGUGGACUUUUCCGACUACAUCUGCCCCGUCUGCCUCCCGGGACCUAACACACAGUUGCCCCCUCAUACCUCCUGUUGGAUAACUGGCUGGGGGAUGGUCACCGAGGAACGGGUCCUGUCUGCUCCCUACACGCUGCAGGAGGGAGAGGUUGGUGUCAUCGACAGCCAGGUUUGUACAUCGUAUUUCCAGGGGCCAGAUCCCAACAACAAUACCUAUUCUAUACGUGAUGACAUGCUGUGUGCCGGGGACCUCAUGACAGGAAAGUCCAUCUGCCGAGGAGAUUCUGGGGGUCCCCUCGUCUGCCAGUUGAAUAAUACCUGGCUUCUGAUUGGGCUGUCCAGCUGGACUCUGCCCUGCCAGGAGCCCAUAAGCCCCAGCGUCUUUACCAAGGUCUCCUACUUCGCCCAGUGGAUCUCCGAGAAGCAGGCUGCUUCACCCAAUGCUGGUCCUUCUUCCCCUCCUCCUGAGAGCAGACCUCCUUCUGAGCCCAGCUUCACUUCUCUGGGCAGCGUCCACAAGCCCAGCAGCUUCCUGACCCUUGUGACUUCACAGACCUUCCUCCUGCUGCUGAGUUUCCUCUGGACACGGUGGCUGUGA